AUGACAACCACAACUGCCACUUACACUACUUGCAAUCGUGCAACUCCGAGACUUAUCUUGAAAACAACAAAUGAUUAUAAUACUACAGCGUCGACGGCUUUGGUAACAGCAUCUAUGUCUCUCUCAUCAUCGCCCGUAAAGACAACUAGUUCAUCCAAUUUGCCGUCGCAUCCACCAAAUCCACCAAAACAAAGUCGGAAAGUCCGUUCAUUCCGCCAUAAACAUUUACGAAAGCCUCCAUCUUUUGAUACCUAUCUUUCUUCACAUUCUGCACCUGCUUCUACUUUUCACCCAAAUAUCCUACCUAGUACACCUCCUUACCGUCCGAAGAGGUCUAGCUCACUAUCCUCUUCAUGUUCUUCAACUUCAUCGGAGGAUAAUAAUUAUUAUCCAUCCUUAUCAAGAGAAGAAUUAAUUAAUGCAAAAUCCAUGAUAAAUUCAUCCAAUACUUCCCUUAAUUCUAUUCCUCAAUUUCGCGCACGACAAAGUUCAUUUACGAAAUCUGUUCGGUUUGUAGGAGCUGAAGAAGAUAAAAGUGAUAGAAGUAGCAUUUCUAGUUCUCUGGGUAGCAGUGGUAUUGAAGACUGGGAUCAAAAUGAUUUGGUUGAAGAAGAGGAGGAAUUUUAUAUGCGACGGCCUUCCAAACAACUUCAACAACCAAUUCAAUGUCAUGGAAAAUUUUAUUCGAACUAA
Molecule: messenger RNA, 693 nt
Organism: Scutellospora calospora
Lineage: Eukaryota; Fungi; Glomeromycota; Glomeromycetes; Diversisporales; Gigasporaceae
Source: the annotation of a GenBank genome assembly